Diorhabda carinulata is the source of this 2823-nucleotide messenger RNA. Its product is annotated as zinc finger protein 271-like. Gene Ontology annotation, molecular function: RNA polymerase II cis-regulatory region sequence-specific DNA binding; DNA-binding transcription activator activity, RNA polymerase II-specific. Gene Ontology annotation, biological process: regulation of transcription by RNA polymerase II. Lineage: Eukaryota; Metazoa; Arthropoda; Insecta; Coleoptera; Chrysomelidae. The transcript has 2 exons. Gene Ontology annotation, cellular component: nucleus. The record is from RefSeq and is a predicted model, not a curated record. Bases 347 to 2599 code for a protein of 750 amino acids.
GACACUUUUACACUCAACUAAUUCGAAUCACAUCAAAUAACCUCAAAUACAACAAUCAAUAAAUGUUCCAUUGCUCUCUGCACUAUAUCGUUUUUUGCAUCCGAUCGAAUUAAUUCUAUACACUCAUGAACUGGCCUGCACUGGUCCAGUUCAGUAUAGCUUCAGUGCAGCUACCAAUAACAAACCUAUGAUGGUAUCGAAAAGGAAGAAGCAAUUAACCAUACUUUCAUUUCACUAGAUUUUAAGCUUUGUAUUUAGUUAGUAUGUUCAAAUAACAUUUUUUUAAUUAUUAAUAUGAUAUAAUCCAGAUAGAAUGAGUGUGUGGCAACAAGUUGUCAAAUAAGAUAUGGAUAUUCAAAAUGAUGUUUGUUGGAGUAUGAAUAUUAAACAAGAAUUAAGUGAUGAUGCCGCUGAAAUUGCUUUUAAAAAUGUGAAUGAUAUUGAUAUAAUUAAAGAAGAAUUACUUGACGAACUAAAUAAAGCUGAAAUACAUGAAGAAUCUAUAGUUGCAAUUGUGCCCACAACAAAGAACAUUAGCACUCAUAAGGUUAAUAUAACUAAUAUACAAAACAAAUUCAAAUAUUCUGGUAGACGACAUAAAGCAAAAGGACUACAAAAAUAUAAACAUCUGAAUCUAGAUAUUAUUGCUGGGAUGAUCAUCUGUAGAUUCUGUGGUAAUUUAUAUACAAAAUUAAGAGAAUUCAUUCACCAUUUUUACACAAAUCAUUGUAUGAAUAGAAAGAAAGUACAAUCUAAAAGGAGGUUGCACCAGAAAAAUCUAUGUUACAGAAGAAUACAAGAAACUAACUUUGCCAUUGCGAGAACUUUUGAUGAAGAUGUUAAAAAUGAAUUAGAAAUAGUUGAACAUGAUAUGAAAAAGGAGAAAGAUACCAGUUUCACUGAUAAUUUCGAGUUGAAUUUGGAUGAAGUUAGAAAGAAAUUGGAGAAAAGUGAUUCAAAGGAUUUUUUGCUUGCUCACACAAAAGAAAAGCCAUUCAAAUGUAAUCUUUGUUUAAAGACAUUCCCACAGAAAACUCAAUUGGACUCACACUCAAUUAUUCAUAUGGGAGAAAAAAUAUUGAAGUGUCACAGUUGCUUGGAAUUAUUUCCAUGGAAAACUAAUUUAAUUAACCAUGUGUGUAUCCACACAGGAGAAAAGCCAUAUAAAUGUGACAUUUGCUUAAAAACUUUUUCACAUAAUUUUCUAUUAAAAAGACAUUUGCUUAGUCACUCUGGAGUUAAGCCAUUCAAAUGUGACGUUUGUUCAAAAUCUUAUACAAGGAAAAGUCAUUUGAUGGAACAUUUACCUAUUCAUACAGGAGAAAAGCCAUAUGAAUGUAAAGUUUGUUUUAAAAAUUUUUCAAGAAAAUAUCAAUUCAAUAUUCAUUUGCGCAGACACACAAGAGAAAAUACAUUCAAAUGUGAUAUUUGUUUAAAAAAUUUCCCACAGAAAUCUCAAUUGAAAUCACACUCACGUAUUCACACUGGAGAAAAACCAUUUAAGUGUGACACUUGCUUGGCAACUUUUUCAUGGAAAGGUAAUUUAAUUUCUCAUAUGCGUACCCACACAGGAGAAAAACCAUAUAAAUGUAACAUUUGUUUAAGAAAAUUUUCACGAGAAUAUGUAUUGAAUGGACAUUUGCUUAGUCACACAGGUGAAAAACCAUUCAAAUGUUACAUUUGCACAAAAAGUUUCACACAAAAAAAAUGUUUGAAGGAACAUUUACUUACUCAUACAGAAGAAAAACCAUUUAAAUGUGACAUUUGCUCAAAAACUUUUUUAAAGAAAUAUUAUUUGAAUGAACAUUUACGUGUUCACGCAGGAGAAAAACCAUUUAAAUGUGAGAUUUGUUUAGGAAAAUUUUCUAGGAAAUAUAAUUUGAAUUUACAUUUACGAAGACACAAGAAUGAAAUGCCAUUCAAGUGUGACACUUGCUUGAAAUCUUUUGUACGGAAAAUAAGCUUAAUUGAACAUCUACAGACUCAUACAGGAGAAAAACCAUAUGAAUGUAACAUUUGUUUAAAAAAUUUUUCACGGAAAUAUCAAUUGAAUCUGCAUAUGCGUAGCCACACAAAAGAAAAGCCAUUCAAAUGUGACAUUUGUUUGAAAAAUUUUUCUUAUAAAAAUAACCUCAGUAAACAUUUACAUAUUCAUAAUGGAGUAAAGCCAUUUAAAUGCGAUAUUUGUUUGAAAACUUUUUCACAGAAGAACAAUUUGAAUAUACAUUUGCGUAGUCACUCUGGAGUAAAACCAUUCAAAUGUGACAUUUGUUUGAAAACUUUUUCGCAAAAACAUAAUUGGAAUAUACAUUUACAAAAUCAUAAAGAAAAGCCAUUCCAUUGUGAAGUUUGCUCAAAAAAUUUUUCUGAUAAAAAUAAUCUCAAUAUACAUUCAUGUAUCCAUAAAGGAGUAAAGCCAUUCAAAUGUGAAGUUUGCUCAAAAUCUUUUUCACAGAAAAAUAAUUUGAAUAGACAUUUGCGUUGUCACACAGGGGAAAAGCCAUUCAAAUGUGAAAUUUGUUCCAAAACUUUUUCACAAAAACAUAAUUGGAAUAUACAUUUACAAAAUCACACGAAAGAAAAGCUAUUCAAAUGUUAAAACUUGUUUACAAUUUUUUUCAUGGAAAAAUUAUUUAAUUACACAUCUGUCCAGUGACCCAAGAGGAAAGCCAUUAAAAUGAGAUAAAAUGUAUAUUUGAUAAUUCAUUUGUACAGUUUGCCAGUUUUUUACAAACUUUUUAUUGUGAUUAACAAAUAAAUUUUUAUUUAAAAUAUGAUAGUUGUUUUAAUCACAAAAUAAAUGAUUUAUUUUUCAUUACUAUA